GUUUAGGGUUAAAUUCCGAGUUUUCAUGGGGAUCUUUACUUUCUUCUAUGUGUAAAAGGAUGGUACAUGCUCUUUUUAAUGCUUCGAUCCAAUCAUCAGGUGCAUCACCUGAUCACCCAGUGAAAAGAUUUGGUUCUCUAGCGACAUUGGUGAGGUGGUGACGACCAUGACGCUGUGGAAUAAGGUAUGUCCGGCCUCACCCUCCCUCGAUGACGCCCGAUCCGGCGCCAACGAAGGGCCAAUGAAAAUUGGUUCUGCUGGAUCUGAGGUUCUCUCCAAAUCUUGCAAUUGGUGUGUCAAUCAAGAGAUGCAGUUGGCUAUCUUUUGUUGUGGCAACUUCGAUCUCUUCUUUCGAUUUAUUCUUGGACAAGAUCCGGUUUCUUCAACCCUCUGUUUUAGUGGUGACGAAUUGCAAGCCUGCGUUGCUUGGGUUACUAGAUCUUGUUGUAAGCGGUGAGUGGUUUUUUCGGUCUUCAAAGCCUUGUGUGGCGAUGGCGUUUACAGGUGUUCUUUUCCCUUGCUGCCUUUCCAGUGCAUUUUUCAAGCUUAGGUGGACGACGAACAUUCGUUCAGUGCAUUUUUAAGCUCCGGUGGAUGACGAACAUUCGAAUGAAGAUGACGACGAGAGAACUUUUCGAUGUAAUUUAUUUUCUUUAUAUCAUUUUAUAUCAAGUUGUCCUUCUUUUGUACCUCCAAUUAUUUUCCUUAAUAUGAAUCAGAUAUGAGACACCUUUCUUGUGUCUUUCUAGAGAAAAGCAAAUGAUGAUUAUGCCAUAUAGGCUAUAGCAGGUUCGUCCCUUUUCACUUCCUCCAGGGGCAUAAUUGCAUAAACGUAAAUACCAAAAGCUGCGGGGGGCGCGGCCGUAGAAAAAGGAGGGAAGGGAGCGCCGCCGCUCGACUCCAGCUAACUGCCUCGAUUUGGAACUGCCCCGUGCACGUGCGCCGCCGCGAUCCGCAUCUCCCGCCUCGCCACGGGGAUCCCGCCGCCGCUCCACCCGCUUCUGCCUCCAGCGAGAGAGAUGGCCAAGGCCAGGUCGUCGGCGAAGCAGUCGCGCGCGCAGGCGCAGGCGCAGGCGCAGCAGCAGAACGGCGGCGGUGGCGGCGCCCACGCGCUCUCCUCCAAGCUCGCCAGGUACCUCGACCCGGAGGCCUCCUGGGACAAGGACCAGCUGCUGGACGCGGUGCACUGGAUCCGCCAGGCGGUGGGGCUCUUCUGCGGCCUGCUCUGGGGAGCCGUCCCCCUCGUCGGCGCCGUCUGGAUCGCGCUAUUUAUGGCUAUUUCGACUGGCAUUAUUUAUUGGUACUACGCAUACGUGUUGAAGAUCGACGAGGAGGAAUAUGGAGGCCAUGGGGCGCUACUUCAGGAGGGACUUUUUGCUUCUUUCACCCUUUUCCUGCUUUCGUGGACCCUAGUAUACAGUUUGGCUCACUUUUGAGAAGCUCCUUUGCUGCACAUACCAUGCAAUCUUUGCUCACCGUGUCAGCAGAAGAGACACACCAGAAAAGUGUAGAUUAAGGAGCAUUUUAGAACAAGCAUUGUAUCAAAACGGGUCGGAGUUGUAAUGUUAUUUCCCAAACCCAGUGUAAUUUUGGUACUAUGGGUUUAGCUCAGUGCGAGGUAGAACACUGGCAAUGAAAUCUUCAAUCGGAGGGGAAAAUGUUGAUCACUGAGUUUGCAGUCAAACAGCAUUCUGUUGCUCAAGCCAUGAAUUCGAUGUACAACAUUUAACGCAUCAAUUGUUCUGAGUUUUUUUUUUAUA
Panicum hallii is the source of this 1760-nucleotide messenger RNA. RefSeq lists its product as uncharacterized. The transcript has 5 exons. The record is from RefSeq and is a predicted model, not a curated record. NCBI's taxonomy places the organism in Eukaryota, Viridiplantae, Streptophyta, Magnoliopsida, Poales, Poaceae. Bases 1020 to 1436 code for a protein of 138 amino acids. Gene Ontology annotation, biological process: mitochondrial respirasome assembly.